CCGUCUGGUGCUACUUAGCAUGAGACGGAGAUGGGAAAGGUGUACAACUCCUUUGUCGGUACUGCCCUACGCACUAAGCUCCACCGUUCAUGAUUACUUAGAUCCACCGCACACUUUCUAUAAAAAUUGAAACAAUUCCCCGGUAAGGAUAAAACUAGCUUCUCAGACUGCUCAAAUCACCUCGCGGGAGGUGUGGUUCCCCGGGUAUGAUUGACCUCCUUAUCAUUGAUGGUAGUAUCCUGUAUAUAAUCACUCAGCAACUCCGGGAUAAUCCUGCAAUUCGAGUAUUAGAUAGCUGUGCAAUCUAUCCCGCCACCUUCAACCCCCGUCACUAACGCACCAUGUCUCAGUUAUUUGAAUGGGCGUUUGGUAAGCGGUUAACCCCGCAGGAACAACUCCGCAAGAACCAGCGGUCGUUGGAUAAGGCGCAACGCGAACUCCAGCGCGAAAUUACAAAGCUCCAGCAGCAGGGCAAGGGUUUGCAAACGGCGAUCAAGAAAUCCGUCAAGCUGGGCGAGCCGGGCACGGCAAAAAUCCAGGCCAAGGACCUCAUCCGUACCAAUCGUCAGGUGACCAAGUUCAUGCAGUUGAAGACGCAGUUGCAGACUAUUUCGUUGCGGAUCCAGGCCACCAGAUCCACCACCGCCAUGUCGCUGUCCUUAACGGAGGCUACGCGGCUUCUAAACGGAAUUAACCGAACCACCAACUUUCCCCAGCUCUCCAAGAUCAUCCAGGAGUUUCAGAAGGAGAAUGAAAUGAUGGACUAUAAGAACGAGAUGAUGGACGACAUCAUGGAUGACGCCAUUGGUGAUGAAAUGGAAGAUGAGGACGAAGAGGCGGACGAGUUGGUGAAUAAAAUUAUCGAUGAGUUGGACGUUGACAUGAAUACCAAAUUGAAUGCGACUCCGAACGACAUUAAGGUAGCAGUUGCUGAAGAGGCGGGGCCCCAGAUGCAAGCUGUAGGGGGAGAUCCUGCGGAUGACGAUCUACAGGCGCGGUUGGAUAGUCUCAAGAGGGGAUGAGCCCUGGGGGGGCAGGAAUUCUUAUCAUAUCUGGAAGUUAGUAAGCUGGAUGUUUAUCUUUACAAGGAAUCUCUCUGUUUACGUUAUUUUAAUGGCUCCACGAUGUAGAAAAGACGGGAGGACAAAUCAGAGAUAUAUUAUGGCUGCUGGGGCAUUUAACCGGUCCAACUUGGGGGCCUGGUUAUAUAACGUAGGUCAUUUUUAGUUGCCUUAUAGAUGAACAAGUGG
Babjeviella inositovora NRRL Y-12698 is the source of this 1250-nucleotide messenger RNA. It is a transcript of the gene VPS2, whose product is annotated as ESCRT-III subunit protein. Gene Ontology annotation, biological process: late endosome to vacuole transport; endosome transport via multivesicular body sorting pathway; protein transport. Bases 342 to 1022 code for a protein of 226 amino acids. The transcript has a single exon. The record is from RefSeq and is a predicted model, not a curated record. Gene Ontology annotation, cellular component: ESCRT III complex; multivesicular body. NCBI's taxonomy places the organism in Eukaryota, Fungi, Ascomycota, Pichiomycetes, Serinales.